AUAGUGUUUCCAGCAGGUAUACUUCAGCCACCUUUCUUCAAUAAAGACUAUCCCAAGGCGUUGAAUUAUGGUGGCAUAGGUGUAGUAAUUGGUCACGAGAUCACACACGGCUUUGAUGAUUCAGGUAUACAAUAUGAUAAGGAUGGUAAUCUGUUACAAUGGUGGAGUGAUGAUGCUAUUGACCAGUUUAAAGCUAAGGCUCAAUGUAUUAUAGACCAAUAUUCCACUUAUAUAUUACCGGAAGCAAACAUGAAUGUAAAUGGUAUCAAUACACAAGGUGAGAACAUAGCCGAUAAUGGUGGUUUAAAACAAAGUUAUAGAAUAUGGUGCAACAAAGUUAGAGAAGAGGCAGCUAUUAGACAAAUUUUAACUGGAGUUCACAGUCCUCCAAAUUUAAGAGUAAUUGGAUCUGUACAGAACUCAAAAGAUUUUUCUGAUGUAUUUGGCUGCUCAUCAUCCACUAACAUGAAUCCAGAGAACAAAUGUUACGUUUGGUAA
Messenger RNA from Lottia gigantea (owl limpet), 498 nucleotides. RefSeq lists its product as hypothetical. Gene Ontology annotation, molecular function: metalloendopeptidase activity. Gene Ontology annotation, biological process: protein processing. The annotation marks the transcript as partial. NCBI's taxonomy places the organism in Eukaryota, Metazoa, Mollusca, Gastropoda, Lottiidae. Gene Ontology annotation, cellular component: plasma membrane. The transcript is spliced from 6 exons. The record is from RefSeq and is a predicted model, not a curated record.